This is a messenger RNA of Pogona vitticeps (central bearded dragon), 3200 nucleotides long. It is a transcript of the gene SPART, whose product is annotated as spartin. Lineage: Eukaryota; Metazoa; Chordata; Lepidosauria; Squamata; Agamidae. Gene Ontology annotation, cellular component: plasma membrane. Gene Ontology annotation, biological process: negative regulation of BMP signaling pathway; cell division. The record is from RefSeq and is a predicted model, not a curated record.
UCUGAAGAGGCCAGGCCACAACGCGACGGAUUCUGACCCGCAGCGUAGUAAGGUGUAUUUAGUAUUAUUCGGGGAGCUACAAACAGAAGUGUUUCCUCGCGAAGCGGCCCCCCCCCUCGCUUCCCCUUCGUGGUGGUGGUGCUGGAAGAACUCCGUGUCCCAGCAAGCCUCUGACGCAGCCGGUCACGUGACGCCCGCGGCGUGACCGGGCGCCCCACCGGCUGAAAGAGCCGCAGAAAGAGGAGGGUCUCCCCGCGAGCGCCUGUUUCUCGCAGCGCCCCGAAGAGGUCGGCGCUUCACGGUGUCCAUAAUGGAUCAGCAACAGGAAUCAGCUACUCAAGAUGAUACGAAUUUGAAGGAGAUUGAAGAAGAAUACAGUAAAGCUUUCGUGUAUAUUAAUAAGGCUCUGAAUUUGGAUGAAAAGGGACAGAAGGAAAAAACAAAGGAUUAUUAUAUGCAAGGUCUUAACCACUUGAUCAAGGGAGUUAGUAUCUCAUCCCAAGGUCCAGAAUGCACCGGUGCCCGAUGGGAGUCUGCCAGGCAAAUGCAGCAGAAAAUGAGAGAGACGAUAGAAAAUGUCAAAGCUCGCCUGAGCAUUCUAGAUGCAAAUGCACAGCCUAAUACCACUGCAAUGAAUCCCAGCCCACAGGCAUCCAGAUUAUACCCAGCAAUUCCUUCCAAAGAAAAGCCUGAGAGGCCUCCUGUACCAAAUUCUCUGAUAUCACCAUCUCAGCCUCUUGGGGUAAGUGGAUGUGCUAGAUCUCCAAGUCAAGAGCAUUUACCUGUGAUGACUUCUUCUUCAGUGCCUAAUGAAGCACCACCUGUUUAUACUCCUGAGGCCACUGAUGGGCACUAUACUGUGUCAUAUGGGACGGACUCUGGGGAGUUUUCAACCGUUGGAGAAGACUACUAUACAAAAUGCAAACAGCCACCUCCUGUUCAGAGUUUUGGGGUUGAUGCUGAUGAAUUGAUCCUCAUUCCCCAUGGUGUGCAGAUAUUCUAUGUCACCCCUGAUGGACAGGUCAGUGCUCCCUCCUAUCCCGGGUACCUUCGCAUUGUGAAGUUUUUGGACACAGAAUCAUCAGCAGCUCAGAAUCGUCCGCCUGCUUUCCUUCAGGUUUGCGAUUGGGUAUAUCCACUUAUGUGCAACCAGUCACCCGUCCUCUCUUGUAACAGUGGAGUCUACAUGUUCCCUGACAUGAUGUCUCAGGUGUCGGGAUCAUACGUGGGAGUCGUCUUAUCUUCAGAACUUCCAGCAGCUGACAGAGAAUUGUUUGAGGAUCUGUUAAAGCAAAUGUCUGACCUUAGAGUGCAGGUUCCAGGAUCCCAUGAGGGAGAACGCUCAAGAUCUUAUAAAGAGCUUUUUGAGGAUCGGUUAAAACUGAAACCUGAUCUCAUAGCCAAGCCCGCAGAGGCUACAGGGGAUGUGAUCAACCUGAGCCACACUGUACCUGUUCAGCCAGUGUCUGAAGAGAGGGAAAGAGAAUUACCCGUCUGGAGCGAGAAAGUAGCCCAUGGAAUCUUAUCAGGCGCAUCCUGGGUGAGCUGGGGCCUGGUCAAAGGGGCAGAGUAUACUGGAAAAGCAAUCCACAAAGGAGCUUCAAAGCUAAGAGAACACAUUCAGCCAGAAGAGAAACCUCUAGAAGUCAAUCCAACAGUAUCAAAGGGGCUGCACAUAGCAAAGCAGGCUACAGGGGGUGCUGUAAAGGUCAGCCAGUUCUUAGUUGAAGGUGUGUGUUCUUUAGCAAGCUGUGUUGGGAAGGAAUUAGCCCCUCAUGUCAAGAAGCACGGAAGCAAGCUGGUUCCAGAAUCUCUUAAGAAGGAUAAGGAUGGAAAAUCUACAUUAGAUGGUGCUCUAGUUGUUGCAGCAAGUGGUGUCCAAGGAUUUUCAACAAUAUGGCUUGGUUUGGAAAGUGCUGCAAAAUGCAUCGCUCACAGUGUGUCUAAAGAAACGGUUCAGACUGUCAAGCACAAGUAUGGGGAUGACGCUGGCCAUGCUACACACAAUGCAGUGAGUUCUGCCAUCAACGUUGGUGUGACAGCGUUUAAUAUCGACCACAUUGGAGUCAAAGCGAUAGUGAAGAAAACUGCAAAGGAAACCGGCCAUGCAGUCUUGGAUGAAUACAAAAUUGUAGGAAAAGAUGAAUCUAAAGCUAUAGAAAAGAAAGAAAGAAAAGAUGGACACUGAAGACAGUGGUGUAAAUGAAUUAUCCAAAGCCUUAAUGUAUGGUGUAACUUAUUUAAAAACAGCUAUCAAUUAAGAGAUGUUGUAUUUUUCUAACCCCUUAAAUUUUCUGCACUUAAGUUAUGAAACUUGAAAUCUAACCUCUUCUAAAAUGAAUGGUUUUAGGUAUCCAUAACUCCAGUAUCGCUGUAAAACUUUGAUAGCAAAUUUUGUUGUGGCAUUAACUUGCACAAUAGAGACUGAGAUGCUUUUAUUUUUACAAAUUAAGUGGAAAAUUGGAAUCUGGCUUCAGGUAUAGAGGGAAUAUUUUUGUAACAAAAUUUAGAGACAAAAGAUAAAUUACCUAACAGUUACUGAACUGGCUGAUCCAACUGUAUACGUAAAGUGUAUACAUUUACGUAAAUGUCUGUAUAAGCCAGUAAAUAGUUCCUCAGGCAAAGUCUAUUAAAAGCCAAAGAUCUAAAUAGCACUAUUCCCUGAGUAAACAAUAUUGAAUAUUUAAACAAACUUUAUGAAAUCCUGGAUUUUACUGGAAUGGGUAGGAUUCUGGCCUACUUUGGUCAGUAAAACUUAAUCGCAUGGUGUUGUUCAGCCAGUUCAUGGGAACAUACCUUUUCUCCAGGGUUGGUAUUUAUUGAAAGGUUGGCCUCUGUAUAAAUCUUGGAUUGUGCUCUGUAUCUCUUACAGGAUUGUCCUCCUUAUUUAAAAGCCAAUGUUACUCUUGCUGCCUUGUGAUGGAUUGCAGUGCAUUUAAUAUGCUGGGUAUUUAACUUUGCUCCACUUGAGUAUCUAAUAUAAAAAGUUCAGUUGCUGGAAAUGUACCAUCUCUUACUAUGUCUUAAGAAUUUGAUUUUCACAUUAUUGUGAGGUUUCACAGAAGCUAAGAACUAUCGUGUUAAUUCAGCCUUCCACAGAAAUAUGGUAGCACAUAGGAACACACUCACUAAUAAAUGAACUAACCACUUGAAAUGUAUUGUAGAUUUAAAAGCUAUAAAUAAACUUAAGAUGCAUAGUU